Chironomus riparius is the source of this 1503-nucleotide messenger RNA. NCBI's taxonomy places the organism in Eukaryota, Metazoa, Arthropoda, Insecta, Diptera, Chironomidae. The record is from the annotation of a GenBank genome assembly.
CUACACUGGAAAGUUCAAAACCUUCCAGUUGUUUACAAUUUGUAUGAAUAUUAAAUCCAUAAAUUAAUUAAAAUUAAGCAGGUUCUAGUAAUAUUAUUGGAAAAAGAACUACGAAAAGUUAUACCUGAUUACUUCAAUAUCUAGGAUAUAUAAAAUUUCACGUUCAAAAGAGCUUAUUUCAUUUUUAAAUAUAAAACCGGCAACAACCGAUCAAACAGACUAAAUCAUGAAAGAAAACAUCCAAAAGCUGCUCUAUACAGUCGUCACAAGCCAAGCUAUAUCCAGUAGUGGACGAUUCUUAUAUGCCUGUAGCACUUUUGGCGAUAUUGCAAGCUAUAACAUUGAGAAAAUCACAUCCUGCAUUGAGAAUGUGAACAAUGAGGACAUAUCUGAUCCAAUUUCUGUAUUCAAAUAUCCAGAUUCGCCAAUUUCAAUGAGUGUUCAUCGAGAGUUUCUGAUUAUUGGAAGUAAGAAUGGAUUAAUCACAGGCUAUAAAACAUCGUCUGGAAUAAUACAACAUAAAUCGUGGAAUAUACAGCUACAAUUGUCUCCUGAAAAGAUUGAUAUAAGUGAAGUAAGCGAUUUAUGGGUUGACAGUGAAAAAGAGUUGCUUUAUGCUGCAUGUGGAUCUGACAUCUUUCAAUGCUCCCUUGAUAAUGGAACAGUAUUGAAUAAAUUUGAAGGGCAUGAAGAUUUUAUUCAAUCAAUUCAAGGAUGUGAACAAAAUUUUGUAACUGCCUCUUCGGACGGAACUGUAAAGCUAUGGGAUAGUAGGACAAAAAAGGCAACAUUCUCAAUAAAACCUUCAGAAAAUAAAGAAAUAAGCAGAAAUCAGUUUGGUAAUUGGAUGGGGAGUGCGAGUAUUUCCAAGUCAUGGCUAUCAUGUGGUGGCGGUCCUAAACUUGCUGUUUUUCAUCUCAACCAAAUUACAAAGCAACCAUUUCAAGUUUUUGACUAUCCAAGUACAAUUCACGUGACAGAUUUUGUGGAUCUUGAUAACUUGCUUGUGGCUGGUGGAUCCAAUAAAAUGAUUCAGUAUUCAUUAAAUGGAAAUAUGAUUUCGGACAUAGAGACUUCGGGUCCAGCAGUAUACUCAGUAGUUUGGUACAAAAACCAACAAUAUAAGUUUCUUAGUGCAGGCGGUGCAAGUAAUAACAUUGAUGUUUCUAUAAACUUAACAUACAAAGAUGCGACACUUAAUUUUUAUAAAAAGACUUAAUGCAGAUAAUAUAAUUAAAGUUUUAUUCUCAUUUUUGGUUACACAAUAAAAUUAAAAAAAAAAUGAAAAGUAAGAAGAUACAGAAAGUCAGUUCCUACAAGAAUUCAGUUGCAACCGAACUUGGAAUAUAACAUUCACUUCCAUCUUUAUUUUUAAUGAAAUACCAUAUUUUAUCUUCAUAUUCUUUACAUGCAAGCAACCUUACAACAUCACCCUUCUUUACUAUUGUCAAAUCGGACGUAAAAUCAGCUGUAAUUGCUAAUAAAAUUUUCCUCUUUGAACUC